This is a messenger RNA of Rhinolophus ferrumequinum (greater horseshoe bat), 749 nucleotides long. It is a transcript of the gene ENHO, whose product is annotated as energy homeostasis associated. The record is from RefSeq and is a predicted model, not a curated record. The coding region runs from base 373 to 603 and encodes 76 amino acids. The transcript is spliced from 2 exons. Gene Ontology annotation, cellular component: plasma membrane. Gene Ontology annotation, biological process: positive regulation of Notch signaling pathway. NCBI's taxonomy places the organism in Eukaryota, Metazoa, Chordata, Mammalia, Chiroptera, Rhinolophidae.
UGCCGGCUCGCCGCAGACCGCCAGCGGCAGAGGCCGCCCCGGUCGCGCCGCGGCGGGAGCGGCGGGCAAAGGCUGCGCGGCCGGGGGGGAGGGCCGGGGGGAGGGGACGUCGCCCCUGCCCGCAGGCUCCCGAGCCUCAGUCGGCGCCCAGCAUCCCACUGCCGGCACCCUCCCGCGGGCGCGCACCGGGCUCAACUCAGGCUCAGGACUACAGGUGGAUAUCUCCAUUGCCCAGGACUCACUGAGUGCGUGGACAGGACAGGCUCCUCGAAGGCCAGCUCUACCAGAGUCCCACCUAGGCAUGGGCCUUGCCAUUGAGGCAGCCUUGCUGUCAGCCCUGCUGUCUGUGCUGGUCUGAGGGUGCUGCCCGUCAUGGGGGCAGCCAUCUCCCAGGGGGCUCUCAUCGCCAUCGUCUGCAAUGGCCUCGUAGGCUUCUUGCUGCUGCUGCUCUGGGUCAUUCUCUGCUGGGCCUGCCAUUCCCGCUCUGCCGACAUCGACUCGCUCUCCGAAUCCAGUCCCAACUCCAGCCCUGGCCCCUGUCCUGAGAAGGCACCCCCACCCCAGAAACCCAGCCAUGAAGGCAGCUACCUGCUGCAGCCCUGAAGUCCCCUGGCCUAGCGUGAAGUCUGGGACCUAAGUCCACUCCACCCAGAGCCUGGAAUCAGGAUCUCAGUGUCCAGCCAGCCUGGGGUCCGGAACUCAAGAGUCCAGCCUGUCUGGAGCUGAACCUAGCAGCCCACCUUCUAGCC